Messenger RNA from Macrosiphum euphorbiae (potato aphid), 3723 nucleotides. The record is from the annotation of a GenBank genome assembly. Lineage: Eukaryota; Metazoa; Arthropoda; Insecta; Hemiptera; Aphididae.
AUGGAUGAAUUACCAAAAUUGGAACAUUUGUCAUUAGUAUCAAAAAUAUGUACCGAAUUAGAAAAUCAUUUGGGACUCAACGACAAAGAUUUGGCUGAAUUUAUUAUUGACUUGGCUUACAAAAAUGAUACAUUAGAAGCAUUCAAAAAAGCUCUUCUGAAAAAUGGAGCUGAAUUUUCCGAUUCAUUUAUUGCCAAUUUGCUGCGUAUUAUACAGCACAUGCAACCGAAAACAUCGAAACGAACAGGAAAUAAAUCAUAUGAAAAUAUUGAGAAAAGUGACACACUUGCAUGUAAAUUUCCUGGUUUAGCCAUACCUAAUGACCUUGUUGGUGAAGAAAAUGACCCCAUUAGUGCUGUCAUGGCAGAAUUAGAGUCUUUUGCUCCAAUUCUUAGCACAAAUGGCACUGAAGAUGAAACUAACAAGCCUAAUGCUUCAGAUGAUAAACGUUUGUCUAGAAGUCGUUCUAAGAGUCAUGAUCGACAACACAGGAGGCGAAAUUCUAGAAACAGAAGUAGAAGUCGAGAAAAACAUGACAGAAGUGAUAAACAGCGAGAUAGACAAAAAGAUAGGAGUCGUGAUAGAUAUAGAGAUAGAAGUCGUGAUAGGCAAAGGGAUAGAAGUCGUGAUAGACAAAGGAAUAGAAGUCGUGAUAGACAGGGGGAUAGGAAUCGUGAUAAACAUGACAGAAAUCGUGAUAGACAGAGGGAUAGGAGUCAUGAUAAACGUGACAGAAAUCGUGAUAGACAGGGGGAUAGGAGUCGUGAUAAACGUGACAGAAGCAAUGAUGGACAAAGAAAAGAAAGACACGAGAAAGAAAUUGAAUCAAAGAGCAAAUUUCCAGAACUGGGAAAAGUGUAUCCUGGCAAAGUCUUGAAUAUUGUAGACUUUGGUUGUUUUGUUCAACUUGAUAUGUUUCGUCAAUCCCAAGGACUUGUGCACAUUUCACAAUUACGUCAAAAAGGAAGAGUGACUUCUGUUAGUGAUGUUGUUUCUAGAGGUGAUAAAGUCAUGGUUAAAGUCUUAUCAAUAAGUGGUAACCAAAAAAUUUCAUUGUCUAUGAAAGAUGUUGAUCAAGACACUGGAGAAGACUUAAAUCCAAUGAUACAGCCUGGAGAUCUAGAUGAAGACGAUGAUAUGAUGGGUGGCCGUAACCCUGACAGACCUACUUCCUUAUUGGAACUACAGACAAUUGCUGAUGCAGAUGAAAUGACAAAUUUAAAACGUAUGAAUAAGAUUUCAUCUCCAGAGCGUUGGGAAAUAAAACAAAUGUUAUCAGCCAAUUGUAUUGAUAAAAGUGAACUUCCCGAUUUUGAUGAAGAAACUGGCAUUUUACCCAAAGAUAACACUGAAGAAGAACAAGAUAUUGAAAUUGAAAUUGUUGAAGAUGAACCUCCAUUUUUACAUGGACAUGGUAGAAAUCUCCACGAUCUUAGCCCAGUUCGUAUAGUUAAGAAUCCAGAUGGUUCUCUUGCACAAGCAGCCAUGAUGCAAAGUGCAUUGUCCAAAGAACGCCGAGAACAUAAAAUGUUAGCACGCGAACAAGAAAUGGACUCAGUGCCUAAAAAUGUUACUAAAAAUUGGAUUGAUCCUCUACCAGAUAACGAUAGUAGACAAUUAGCUUCAAAUAUGCGAGGAAUUGGAUUGACUGCCCAAGAUGUACCAGAAUGGAAGAAACACGUUAUUGGCGGCAAAAAAAGUUCAUUUGGAAUUAAGACCAACUUGACUCUCUUAGAACAGAGACAAAGUUUACCAAUUUAUAAGCUCAAAGAUGAACUCAUCAAAGCUGUGACUGACAACCAAAUAUUGAUUGUCAUUGGAGAAACUGGUUCAGGAAAAACCACUCAGAUUACUCAAUAUUUAGCCGAGGCUGGGUUUACAUCAAGAGGUAAAAUCGGGUGUACUCAACCUAGAAGAGUAGCAGCCAUGUCAGUUGCAAAGAGGGUGUCUGAAGAAUUUGGAUGCAGAUUAGGUCAAGAAGUUGGUUACACUAUUCGUUUUGAAGAUUGCACUAGUCCAGAGACAGUAAUCAAAUACAUGACAGACGGCAUGUUGCUGCGUGAAUGUCUAGUAGAUUUUGACCUGAAAAACUAUUCUGUGAUCAUGUUGGAUGAAGCUCACGAAAGAACAAUAAACACAGACGUUUUAUUUGGAUUAUUAAAACAAGCUGUCACAAAAAGGAAAGAACUAAAACUAAUUGUAACAUCUGCUACUCUAGACGCUGUGAAAUUUUCUCAAUACUUUUUUGAAGCACCCAUAUUCACAAUUCCUGGACGUACAUUCCCUGUAGAAGUUUUAUAUACUAAAGAACCUGAAACAGACUAUCUGGAUGCAUCACUUAUCACAAUUAUGCAAAUACAUUUACGCGAACCACCUGGUGAUGUAUUGCUUUUCUUGACAGGUCAAGAAGAAAUUGAUACGGCUUGUGAAAUUUUAUAUGAGAGAAUGAAGUCAUUAGGACCUGAUAUACCAGAGUUGAUUAUUUUACCUGUAUAUUCAGCUCUACCUAGUGAAAUGCAAACUAGAAUUUUUGAUGCAGCUCCUCCUGGAUCACGAAAAGUUGUUAUUGCUACUAAUAUUGCUGAGACUUCGUUGACAAUUGAUGGUAUCUAUUAUGUCGUCGAUCCUGGAUUUGUAAAACAAAAAGUUUAUAAUUCAAAAACUGGAAUGGACUCUUUGGUUGUCACACCGAUUUCUCAAGCACAAGCCAAACAAAGAGCUGGUCGUGCUGGCCGUACUGGACCAGGUAAAUGUUACAGACUUUAUACAGAGAGAGCCUAUCGAGAUGAAAUGUUACCAACACCUGUUCCUGAGAUACAACGUACAAAUUUAGCAACCACAGUAUUGCAACUGAAAACUAUGGGCAUUAACGAUUUACUUCAUUUUGACUUCAUGGAUGCUCCACCGGUUGAAAGUUUAAUCAUGGCAUUAGAAUCAUUGCAUUCUUUAAGUGCAUUAGAUGAUGAAGGUCUACUUACCAGAUUGGGAAGACGAAUGGCAGAAUUUCCAUUGGAACCUAACCUCUCCAAAAUGUUGAUAAUGUCUGUUCACCUUCAAUGUUCUGAAGAAAUAUUGACUAUUGUAUCCAUGCUUUCCGUUCAAAAUGUUUUCUAUAGACCAAAGGAUAAGCAAGCAUUGGCUGAUCAGAAAAAAGCAAAGUUCAAUCAAGUUGAAGGAGAUCACUUAACCCUUCUGGCAGUGUACAACUCUUGGAAAAACAAUAAGUUUAGUAAUGCUUGGUGCUAUGAGAAUUUCGUCCAAGUACGAACACUCAAACGAGCCCAAGAUGUUCGUAAACAAUUACUUGGAAUCAUGGAUAGACAUAAGUUAGAUGUGGUUUCGGCCGGUAAGAACACAGCUCGAAUACAGAAGGCUAUUUGUUCCGGAUUUUUCCGUAAUGCAUCUAAAAAAGAUCCACAAGAAGGUUAUCGUACUCUUGUUGAUGGACAGGCAGUCUAUAUUCAUCCUAGCAGUGCUUUGUUCAACAGGCAACCUGAAUGGGUAAUGUAUCACGAGCUGGUCCAAACAACCAAAGAGUACAUGCGUGAGGUAACAACAAUAGAUCCGAGGUGGCUUGUUGAAUUUGCACCAGCGUUCUUCAAAUUCUCUGAUCCAACCAAGUUGAGCAAGUUCAAAAAGAAUCAACGACUAGAACCACUUUAUAACAAAUAUGAAGAACCAAAUUCGUGGAGAAUUUCCAGAGUACGAAGGAGAAGAAACUGA